Trametes versicolor FP-101664 SS1 is the source of this 2697-nucleotide messenger RNA. RefSeq lists its product as uncharacterized. Gene Ontology annotation, molecular function: mRNA binding. The coding region runs from base 1 to 2697 and encodes 898 amino acids. The transcript has 11 exons. The record is from RefSeq and is a predicted model, not a curated record. NCBI's taxonomy places the organism in Eukaryota, Fungi, Basidiomycota, Agaricomycetes, Polyporales, Polyporaceae.
AUGCCUCCCGCAAAGCCACAAGCGAAGACAAAGCCUGUUCCCUCGAACUCGCGCGAGCUAGUCACGGUCGGCCCCCGCGAAGUCUUCAAGAAACACGCCGGACGCGAGCGCGAUGCAAACGGAAACAAGCCCCUGACCGCCCGCGCACUCGUUCUGCGGAACGGGAAGCAUGGUGCCAUGGGCACGGGCGAAGUCAUGCUUGCAUCAAAGAUGAGCGGCAGAGAGAAGCUCGAACUCCUAGCGGAGGAUCUUGUGAGACAGGCGAUAGCUGCACCUUUCAAACUCGAAGUUUGCCUCAAGAUUGCGGACUCGCAGCUCAGUGCAUACUUGGAUGAGAUCAACGCUCUCCGUGAUCCUGAGCUCUUCGCCGACCAUAUUAUGGCUGAUGUUGAUGCCCAUACGAGUCCGGCGCAGCUUCAACAACUGAGCAAGCAAGGGCCCUCAAAGCUCAAGGCCCACGUCGUCUCGAUCAUCCACAACACAUACAUGAUGGCCUCGGGUUGGCGCGUCGUCGGAGAUAUCAUCCGCGACCUCGCAGAAGACGGGCUAGACGAUGUCACCAUCAAGUUGCAGCUUAAGACCAGCAAAUCUAUGCGAUCACGCUUCCUUGUGCUGUACGACACCGUCAACGUCCUGGUACAGGCAGGCCAGAAGAAUUUUGGUGUACUCGCGACAACUGCUGAGCAUUACACGCAGUACUUCAAAUUAGUCAAAGACCCGGCAUCUGGCAAGCCCGAGUACUCGUUUGAUUGGGACCAGCUGAAGGCAGUUCACAAGUCAUUCUUGGACUCUAUCAUCGUCGAGCUAUGUCUGCCCGACUCACCGAUACCCAAACAAGUCCUGGUCCAACUUCUCGGAGAGGCAACAGAAGAAUCACCCAAGGAUGCGAAACGUUUCUCACAAGGGUUGUGGGACGCUGUGGGAGACCUUUCGAGUAUCAUCGAGCUGCAGUCCAUGCUGGAUGGCGUGUUCUACGACCCCGACGGCGAGAAGUGGAAGAAGGAAGCACGAAAGAUGCCAGAAUCCUACGAGAGCUGGGUCGACGCGCAGAUAUAUUCUAAGGAAGCGUCCGAGCUAUGGAACAACUACAUCGAUACCGUAUUCCCGCUAGAGAAGACGCGCAAGAAAGAGGUCCUCAAUAAAGUCUGGUCGAUCAUCGACAAGAACUACCAAAGCACGUCAGGCAAGGACGUCGACGACACAUGGGGAGUCAAGGACAUCCGGCACAUCAAGCCCUCGUGGCAUGGUGGUGCUCGCAACCCUGACGACGACGCAAUGGCACUCGUGCCUGCGGGACGGGGCAAACGCGCCGGAGGCAAGGCGAAACCUCUCGCCAUCACUAAUGGGGAUGAAAGCGACGGGUCGAUGCCGUCCUUGCAGACCGUCUCAGAGUCGGAGGAUCCGGAGUCGGAGUAUGAGGAGGACAGUGAGGACGAUCUCUUCCCCGACGAAGACGAUAGCGAUGGCGGCUCGGAGGAAGAGUACGACACGGACGAAGAGGACGACCUACGCGAUCUGCUUCGCGAGGCCAUGGACGCCGCCGUCGCGUCAGGCGACUUCUUCGACCCCAAGGCCCCUGCGCCGGAGUUCGACUCAAUGGCAGAGGAGCGCAAAGGAAACCCAUUCCUGAAGCUGCUGGGGUCCCUGAGAGGACGUAUGUUCCCGGCGAGUCCGGCCGUGACCACCGCGGACAGGGAUGAACCGCGGAAACGAUUUGGGGGCAAGAAGCCCGCCGCUCCUCCUACUGCUGGAGGUGCUCAGGGCAAACCGACCGCUAGCAGCGCACCGCCUCGCGCUCCGCACAAGCCUCUCCAGACUACGGUAGAGGAGGUCGAAGACGACGAGGCCCCCACUACGUCCGCCAAGAAGAAAAAGAAGAAACCGAAGAAGAAGAAAAAGCCCGCAUCUGCCACCCAAGGAACGGACGCUACUCCCGAGACUCCUGCGCCCGCCCCUGUACCCGCUUCGCCAGUGCAACCUCCUGCUCCCGCUCCGGCGACGAAGACCCCUGCGAGCCCCGCCAAGCCCACGCCUGCACCGAAGGCGAAAGCCCCGGCGAAGCCCGCGCCGCCUCGGACUUCUAUCAACAGCUCGACCACGACGCUGAACCAAUUUGGUUCUACGACCUCCUUGCCGCUUCAGCAGGAGCAGACCGCACAGUCCGCGCGCACUUACCUGAAGACCGAGGGCUUAGCAGGGGGUAAGACCAAGGUCAAGACGCGCUCUGCCGCCGGAAAUUUAGGUAACCUCGACGCCGUGCCCGAGCAAAAGAAGAAGCGCCUUUUCAGUCCUUUCUCGAAGAGCAAGGCCCAAAAUGACGACAGUGACUCGGAGGAUGAGGGAAAGAAGAGCAGCUAUUGGACGGGGAAGAUCAAGAAGAAGACGGCGGAGCUUGUGCAUCAGCUCCUACGCACUUCAGCGGACAAGAAGCAAGGCAUUGCGGACAUGCGAUGGGAGAAAUUCGUUCGGAUGAUGACCGACCUCGGAUUCACUUACCACCCUGGAACGGCCGGCUCAAGUGUCCGCUUCGACCCUCCAAACCCGAAGGAUAGGGCGAUCAGUUUCCACAAACCGCAUCCCAACCCGACCAUUCAUCCCAAGAAGCUGAGAGACUUCUCCAAGAAACUCCAGGAAUACUACGGAUGGGAUCCCGAAGAGUUCUUGAAGGCUACCCAAGCGGCCGAGGACAGCGACUAG